Molecule: messenger RNA, 2214 nt
Organism: Pipistrellus kuhlii (Kuhl's pipistrelle)
Lineage: Eukaryota; Metazoa; Chordata; Mammalia; Chiroptera; Vespertilionidae
Gene: PRKAG2
Product: protein kinase AMP-activated non-catalytic subunit gamma 2
Exons: 16
Coding region: 247-1947 (566 amino acids)
Source: RefSeq, a predicted model, not a curated record
CGGCGUGGCUGCGACCCGGCGCCUGCGGAGCCCGCGGGAGGAAGAGGAACCGGCCCGGCGCUCCGCCGUCCCUCCGCGGCGGCGGCGGUACCUGCUCCCCCGCCCUCCGCGCCGGCCCCGCGCGGGUCUCCGGGGGAGGACGGUGGUGACGGGCGCGCAGCCCGAGGCCGCCGGCAGGCCCGGGCUGGGCGGGAGAGGACCGUGCUCCGGGAGCGAGGCGCCCGGGAUUAACUUGUGGGUAAAGUUAUGGGAAGCGCGGCCAUGGACGCCAAGAAGAAGAAGGAUGUGCCCAGCCCGGGCGGCAGCGGCAGGAGGAACCCCGGCCCGAAGAGGCGCUCGCUGCGGGUGCUCAUCCCGGACCUGAGCUCGUUUGCCAUGCCAUUCCUGGACGGAGACCUGGAGAGUUCAGAGAAGCACUCUUCUCGAAAGGCGGACAGCCCCUUCGGGUCCGGCAGCCCCUCCAAAGGCUUCUUCUCCCGAGGGCCCCCGCGCCGGCCCUCCAGCCCCGUGUCCGCCCCCGCGAGGCCCCGGACCAGCCCCGGCUCUCCCAAGACCGUGUUCCCGUUCUCCGGCCAGGAGUCCCCACCGCGCUCCCCGCGCCGCAUGAGCUUCAGCGGCAUCUUCCGCUCCUCCUCCAAGGAGUCAUCCCCCACCUCCAGCUCCUCCACCUCGCCGGGCGGCAUCCGCUUCUUCUCCCGCUCCAGGAAAGCUUCCGGCCUCUCCUCCUCGCCAUCGCCAUCGACGCCCACCCAGGUGGCCAAGCAGCACUCCUUCCCCCUCGAGUCCUACAAGCAGGAGCCUGAGCGACUGGAGAACCGCAUCUAUGCCUCGUCCUCCCCCGCGGACACAGGCCAGCGCUUCUGCCUGGCCUCCCACAGCCCGGCCCGGCCCCCGGCGUCCCCCGCUCACUACGCUCCCUCCAGAACCGCGGCGCUGGCGGCCCCGGGACCCGCGGAAGCCGGCAUGCUGGAGAAAUUGGAGUUGGACGAAGACGCAGAAGACUCAGAAAGUGGCGUUUACAUGCGAUUCAUGAGGUCACACAAGUGUUACGACAUCGUCCCAACCAGUUCCAAGCUCGUGGUCUUCGAUACUACGUUACAGGUUAAAAAGGCCUUCUUUGCCUUAGUAGCCAAUGGUGUUCGAGCAGCGCCACUGUGGGAAAGUAAGAAACAGAGUUUUGUAGGAAUGCUAACAAUUACAGAUUUCAUAAAUAUACUACAUAGAUAUUAUAAAUCACCCAUGGUACAGAUUUAUGAAUUAGAGGAACAUAAGAUUGAAACAUGGAGGGAGCUUUAUUUACAAGAAACAUUUAAGCCUUUAGUGAAUAUAUCUCCAGAUGCAAGCCUCUUCGAUGCUGUAAACUCGUUGAUCAAAAAUAAAAUCCACAGAUUGCCAGUUAUUGACCCUAUCAGUGGGAAUGCACUUUAUAUACUUACCCACAAAAGAAUCCUCAAGUUCCUCCAGCUUUUUCUGUCCGAUAUGCCAAAGCCCGCCUUCAUGAAGCAGAACCUGGUCGCCCUGGGCAUCGGGACCUACCACAACAUCGCCUUCAUCCACCCCGACACGCCCAUCAUCAAAGCCCUCAGCGUCUUCGUGGAGCGGCGCGUGUCCGCCUUGCCCGUCGUGGACGAGUCAGGGAAAGUCGUAGAUAUUUAUUCCAAAUUUGAUGUAAUUAACCUUGCUGCUGAGAAAACAUACAAUAACCUAGAUAUCACCGUGACCCAGGCGCUUCAGCACCGCUCCCAGUAUUUCGAGGGCGUGGUCAAGUGCAGUAAGCUGGAAAUAUUGGAGACCAUUGUGGAUAGAAUAGUAAGAGCGGAGGUCCAUCGGCUGGUGGUAGUGAAUGAAGCAGAUAGCAUUGUGGGUAUUAUUUCCCUGUCAGAUAUUCUGCAAGCCCUCAUCCUCACCCCACCAGGUGUCAAACAAAAGGAGCCGAAAACUGAAUGACUUUUGUGAAUGGAGCCCUUGUAGGACUUGAACUGAGAUCCUGGGUCACGCUUUGCCUCAUGAACACUGACGCCAUGGGAGAGAGGAAGAUGGCCAAGAAUGUCUAUCAGGGUUUAGUGAUGGGUAUUUUUUCCAGUGAUGUUGAAACUAAGCAUAAAAGAAGAGGACUAUAUGGUUUUGAAGGGUCAGGCUUGCAUUAAAAGGCUAUUUUCAGACCUCUGUCUGAGAGAUUUCAAGUGCUGUAUGUCAUUAAAGUGCACUGUGUCC